Molecule: messenger RNA, 2310 nt
Organism: Eubalaena glacialis (North Atlantic right whale)
Lineage: Eukaryota; Metazoa; Chordata; Mammalia; Artiodactyla; Balaenidae
Gene: KLHL4
Product: kelch like family member 4
Exons: 11
Coding region: 1-2157 (718 amino acids)
Molecular function (GO): protein binding
Source: RefSeq, a predicted model, not a curated record
AUGUCAGUGUCUGGCAAGAAAGAGUUUGAUGUGAAACAGAUCCUAAGGCUACGCUGGAGGUGGUUUAGUCAUCCUUCUCAAGGUUCGCCCAACACUGGAAACUGCCUUCAGCAGGAAGGAUAUGAGCAUAGAGGGACCCCGGUUCAGGGCAGGUUGAAGAACCACUCUCGGGACAGAAAUGGACUGAAGAAAAGCAAUAGUCCUGUCCACCACAACAUACUGGCACCAGUGCCAGGAUCGGCCCCUGCCCAUCAAAGAGCCCUUCAGAAUUGGCACUCACAAAACCUGAUAGAACAUCUUCGAUCAAAUGAAGAUACUCCUAAAGCACUUCCAGAGGAGAAUUUGUUCAAAGAAGCUUGUGAGAAACACUCACAAGAUUUGGAGAUGAUGGCUGAUGACAAUACAGAAGAUUCUACAGCAAGAUUAGAUACACAGUAUCCUGAAGAAAUGAAUGUUAGCAGAUCUGAGGAGCAGUUCCAUGCUGUAAACCAUGCGGAACAAACUCUUCAUAAAAUGGAGAACUACCUGAAAGAGAAACAAUUGUGUGAUGUGCUACUCAUUGCCGGACACCUCCGAAUCCCAGCCCAUCGGUUGGUUCUCAGUGCAGUGUCGGAUUAUUUUGCUGCAAUGUUUACUAAUGAUGUGCUUGAAGCCAAACAAGAAGAGGUCAGGAUGGAAGGAGUCGAUCCUAAUGCACUUAAUUCCUUGGUGCAGUAUGCUUACACAGGUGUCCUGCAAUUGAAAGAAGAUACUAUUGAAAAUUUGCUGGCUGCAGCUUGUCUCCUGCAGCUGACUCAAGUCAUUGAAGUCUGCUCCAAUUUUCUUAUAAAACAGCUCCACCCUUCAAACUGCUUAGGGAUUCGAUCGUUUGGAGAUGCCCAGGGCUGUACAGAGCUCCUGAGUGUGGCACAUAAAUACACAAUGGAACACUUCAUCGAGGUAGUAAAGAACCAAGAAUUCCUCCUGCUUCCAGCUAAUGAGAUUUCAAAACUUUUAUGCAGUGAUGACAUUAAUGUUCCUGAUGAAGAAACUAUUUUCCAUGCUCUAAUGCAGUGGGUAAGGCAUGAUGUGCAGGCUAGGCAACGAGACCUAGCAAUGCUGCUUUCUUACAUCAGACUGCCAUUACUUCCACCACAGUUACUGGCAGAUCUUGAAAACAGUUCCAUGUUUACUGGUGAUCUUGAGUGUCAGAAGCUCCUGAUGGAAGCUAUGAAGUAUCAUCUCUUACCUGAGAGAAGACCCAUGAUGCAAAGCCCUCGGACGAAGCCUAGAAAAUCAACUGUGGGAGCACUUUAUGCUGUGGGAGGCAUGGAUGCCAUGAAAGGUACCACUACAAUCGAAAAAUAUGACCUCAGGACCAACAGCUGGCUACAUAUUGGCACCAUGAGUGGCCGUAGGCUUCAGUUUGGAGUUGCUGUUAUUGAUAAUAAGCUCUACGUCGUGGGAGGAAGAGAUGGUUUAAAAACUUUGAAUACUGUGGAAUGUUUUAAUCCAGUUGGCAAAAUCUGGACGGUGAUGCCUCCCAUGUCAACACAUAGGCAUGGCUUAGGCGUAGCCACACUUGAAGGACCAAUGUAUGCUGUUGGUGGUCAUGAUGGAUGGAGUUAUCUAAACACUGUAGAAAGAUGGGACCCUGAGGGACGUCAGUGGAAUUAUGUGGCCAGUAUGUCAACUCCUAGAAGCACCGUUGGUGUUGUUGCAUUAAACAACAAGCUAUAUGCUAUUGGUGGACGUGAUGGAAGUUCCUGCCUCAAAUCUAUGGAAUACUUUGACCCACAUACUAACAAAUGGAGUCUGUGUGCUCCAAUGUCCAAAAGACGUGGAGGUGUGGGAGUUGCAACAUACAAUGGAUUCUUAUAUGUUGUUGGGGGUCAUGAUGCCCCUGCUUCUAACCAUUGCUCCAGACUUUCUGACUGUGUGGAACGGUAUGAUCCAAAAAAUGAUUCAUGGUCAACUGUGGCACCUCUGAGUGUUCCUCGAGAUGCUGUUGCUGUAUGUCCCCUUGGAGACAAACUCUAUGUGGUUGGAGGAUAUGAUGGACAUACUUAUUUGAACACUGUUGAGUCAUAUGAUGCACAGAAAGAUGAAUGGAAAGAGGAAGUUCCUGUUAACAUUGGAAGAGCUGGUGCAUGUGUUGUGGUGGUGAAGCUACCAUAAAGCUAUCUUUAUCUAAAGGAAGGAAACUGGAUAAUUUCAAGAAGUGGAGUAGGAAGAGGAGAGGAAGAAGAAAUAUGUUCUUUCCUUCAAUUAGUAAUCAAACAUGAAAAUUAUUGUGUCAUUUUAAUAUGUAGUUAUAAAUGCUCUCAUUUG